Messenger RNA from Gracilinanus agilis (Agile Gracile Mouse Opossum), 1993 nucleotides. RefSeq names its product anoctamin 10 (gene ANO10). Gene Ontology annotation, molecular function: chloride channel activity. Gene Ontology annotation, biological process: chloride transmembrane transport. Gene Ontology annotation, cellular component: plasma membrane. The transcript is spliced from 12 exons. The record is from RefSeq and is a predicted model, not a curated record. Bases 109 to 1932 code for a protein of 607 amino acids. NCBI's taxonomy places the organism in Eukaryota, Metazoa, Chordata, Mammalia, Didelphimorphia, Didelphidae.
CCAGCCCUGUCUCGGCCCCUCUUGGAUCUGGCCGCUGCUGCCGCGCCCGUCUCCGCUGACCAAGUCCCGCGGACGUGGAGCGAAGAGGCGGCAGCAAACUGCCAAAAGAUGAAAGUGACCUUAUCUGCCCUUGAUACUACGGAGACCUUUUUCAAGCCUUUAGUAAUCAUAGAACUUGCUCGAGAUGUCAAAGAAGAGACCAGGAAGUGGCUGGAGAAAAAAAUUAAUGAUAAGAAGAAAAAUGGAGGUGCCCAGUUGUUAAUUAGACCUUUGGUAGAGAACAGUGAAGAACAAACCUCAGAAAGUAAGAAUUUGUAUCUCAUUGGUGCCUCCACCAUCAGGUUGUUGCUUGGAGCAGAAUCAGUGGGAUUAGUGAAAGAAUGUAAUGACCACACCAUGAGAGUGUUCACUUAUGAAACCAGACAGAACUUCAGAGGCUUCAGUGAUGAUAAUGAUGAUUUCCUUACAAUGGCUGAGUGUCAAUUUAUUAUCAAACAUGAACUUGAAAAUCUUAGAGCCAGAGAUGAAAAAAUGAUCCCUGGCUACCCCCAGGCAAAGCUCUAUCCAGGAAAAUCAAUCUUGCGGAGAUUACUGACUUCUGGCCUCGUGACUCAGGUCUUCCCUCUUCACGAUAGAGAGUCUCUAAAGAAGCUCGAGAACACUUGGUACAAUCGAUUCAAGAUGAAGUAUCAGCCUCUGGACGGCAUCCGCGCUUACUUUGGAGAAACCAUCGCCCUUUACUUUGGCUUCCUGGAGUACUUCACGUUGGCCCUGAUCCCCAUGGCGCUCAUCGGGCUGCCGUACUACAUCUUUGACUGGGAGGACUACGACAAGUACGUGAUCUUCGCCUCCUUCAACCUCAUCUGGUCCACCGUGAUCCUGGAGGUGUGGAAGCGCGGCUGCGCCCUCAUGACCUACCGCUGGGGGACGCUGCUGAUGAAAAGACAGUUCGAAGAGCCGCGGCCGGGCUUCCACGGGGUGCUGGGCAUCAACCCCAUCACCGGCAGGGAAGAGCCGCUGUACUCCAGCUUCAAGAGACAGCUGCGCAUCUAUCUGGUGUCUCUGCCCUUCGUGUGUCUCUGCCUCUACUUUUCCCUGUACGUGAUGAUGAUUUACUUUGAUUUGGAGACGUGGGCUCAGGACGUGCACCGCGACAGCAACUAUCCCGAACUGACCAGCUUCCUCCUCUUCCUGCCCAGCAUCAUCUACGCCAUUGUGAUCGAAAUCAUGAACCGUCUCUACCGCUUUGCUGCAGAAUUUUUAACCUCCUGGGAGAAUCACAGGCUGGAGUCUGCCUAUCAAAAUCACCUCAUCCUCAAAGUUUUGGUGUUCAACUUUCUAAACUGUUUUGCAUCACUCUUCUACAUUGCCUUUGUGAUGAAGGAUAUGAAACUUUUGCGACAGAGCUUGGCUACUCUGCUGAUUACGUCUCAGAUUCUGAACCAAAUCGUGGAAACCCUCCUUCCCUAUUGGCUCCAGAGGAAGUACGGCCUCCGGGUGAAGAAGAAGGUGCAGGCUUUAAAGGCCGAGGUGGACGCCCCCCUGUACGAACAAAUCAUCCUGGAAAAAGACAUGGGCACUUACCUGGGCACCUUUGAUGAUUACUUGGAGCUAUUUUUGCAGUUUGGAUAUGUGAGUCUUUUCUCAUGUGUCUACCCAUUAGCAGCUGCCUUUGCCGUCCUUAAUAACUUUUCUGAAAUUAACUCAGAUGCCUUAAAAAUGUGCAAGGUCUUCAAGCGGCCAUUUGCAGAGCCUUCAUCAAAUAUCGGUGUCUGGCAGUUGGCUUUUGAGACCAUGAGUGUUAUAUCAGUGGUUACCAACUGUGCACUGAUUGGGAUGUCUCCACAGUUAAAUGCCGUUUUCCCAGAUUCAAAAAUAGACCUUAUUUUGAUGGUGGUAGCCGUGGAGGAUAAAACCAGCACCAGGAUCUGAUUUGAUACUUCUAUGUUUCCUUCAGCAAACAGGGACCGAAUAAAUGCUUUUUGGUUUGCUC